Molecule: messenger RNA, 407 nt
Organism: Pundamilia nyererei
Lineage: Eukaryota; Metazoa; Chordata; Actinopteri; Cichliformes; Cichlidae
Source: RefSeq, a predicted model, not a curated record
GUGGUUUUGACACACUCAGUAGACCUAUUGCUGUUGGCGUGGUUAUCCUAAUAACCUAUCUUCUUGCUGUUCUUGCCAAUAUGGCAAAUAUCAUGUUUAUUAUUUCUGACAAGAGAUUACAUAAACCAAUGUAUCUUCUGAUUUGCAACCUUGCUGUUGUUGAUAUAAUGUACACCUCCAGUUGCAGUCCAACAAUGAUUGGGGUUCUACUCGCAGCUGUCCCUCUCCCACACUGCAGCUCCAGGCUUAGGUUUGGUGUGGUAUUGACUGUUGAGGAACGCCAAGGUUUAUUAAUUGGUGCAGUCCUCGGUCCAUGUCUUGUAAAUCCUUUUGUGUACUUUCUUAGAACAAAAGAAAUUAAACAAAAGCUCUUUAAGAUUUUCAAAAAGUUUAACACAUCUGACUAA